Molecule: messenger RNA, 6534 nt
Organism: Dipodomys spectabilis (banner-tailed kangaroo rat)
Lineage: Eukaryota; Metazoa; Chordata; Mammalia; Rodentia; Heteromyidae
Exons: 7
Coding region: 103-6534 (2143 amino acids)
Molecular function (GO): protein binding
Source: RefSeq, a predicted model, not a curated record
GGCCCCCACCCAGCCCCCGCCACCCGCUGCCCCAGGACCUGCGCCUGCUACGUCCCCACCGAACUCCACUGCACCUUCCGCAGCCUCAGGGCCGUGCCCCACAUGCUGGACCCCAAGAUGGAGCGCGUGAACCUGGGGUUCAACCACAUCCGGGUCCUGACGCACGCUUCCUUCCCCGGUCUUGCGAGACUUCAGCUGCUGCUGCUGCACGGAAACGAGAUCGCAGACAUCGCCGAGGGCGCCCUGAGCGACCUGGGCGCACUGCAGGUGCUGAAGCUGAGCUACAACCAGCUUCGGGCACUGCGCACGGGCUCCCUGCGGGGCCUGCGGCGCCUGUCCCGGCUGUACCUGGACCACAACCGGCUGGAGUCGGUGCCCCCGCGGGCACUGCUGGGGCUGGCGUCGCUGCGGCUGCUGCGUCUGGACGGGAACCAGCUGGCGGCGCUGGCGCCCGAGGCGUUGGCCACGCUGCGCGUGCGCGGGGUCCCGGCCUGCACGCUGCGCGUGCUGCACCUGGCUGGGAACCACCUGGCUGCGCUGCCCGCCGGCACCCUGGCCCAGGCACCCGCGCUGCGCGCGCUGCACCUGCAGGGUAACCCCUGGGCCUGCGGUUGCCGUGCGCGCUGGAUGGAGGACCUGGAGGGGCGGGGCCGAGGCGUGCUGCGCUGUGGGAAGGAACAGGCGUGCGCGGCCUGCGCCAGCCCCGCCGCCCGCCACGGCUUGCACCUGCGUCGCCUGCCUCCACGCAUGCGUUGUCGCCCGCCGCGCAUCCUCACCAGCCCGGCAGACGGCGAGGAGCCGCUGGAAGCGGAAGUGGAGGCGGAGGAAGAGGAAGUGGAGGACAGGGAGGAGGUGGGCGAGGUGCGGCUGAGGCUGACAGACGCCCGUGGCCGCGCCGCCGGCCUUACCUGCCGCCUGCGGCGCGCGCCCAGCGUGCGCGACCUCGACGUGCGGCCCGGCCCCGCCCCCGAUGUCCCUGUGCACGUGCGCCUGACGCUCAGCGCCGCCCUCGCCUGCUACGCCGACCCUGCCCACCUCGCACAUGCCCGCCGCCUGCUGGGAGGCGAUGACGACACUGAUGAUGUCGCGCUGAUGCUGCGCUGGGACCCGGAGGCGCCGGGCCACGCCCACGCAGAUAGGGACCCGGGAGAUGGAUCCGGGGAAGGCCACGCCCAACCCUCGGGUGGAGACGCUGAUGGGGAUGAGCUGUAUCAGGACAGGGACCCAGAUGUAGGCCAUGCCCACCGUCAGGGCGGAGACCCGGAUGUGGACCAUAUGUAUCAGGCCGCAGACUCGGAUGUAGGCCAUGCCCACCAUCGAACCAGGAACCCUGAUAUAGGCCAUGUCCACCAGGGAGCCAGAGACCCUGAUGUAGGCCCUGCCCACGCUCAGGACAGAGACCCGGUUGUAGGCCACACCCAUCUGCAGGACAAAUACCCGGAUGUAGGCUAUAUGUAUCAAGCCCAAGACCCGGAUGUAGGCCCCUCCCACCAGCAGGACAGACACCCGGAUGUAGGCCCCGCCUACAAGCAUGCCAGACACCCGGAUGUAGGCCAUGAGUAUGAUCAGGACGUAGGCCCCGCCCACCCUCAGGACAGAGACCCGGAUAUCAAUGACCCAGAUGAGGGCCCCGCCCACCCUGAGGACAGAGACCAGGAUGGAGGCCACGCCCACCCUGAGGCUAGAGACCUGGAUGUCCAUGACAUGGAUGAGGGCCCUGCCCACCCUGAGGACAGAGACCCUGAUGUCAAUGACCCAGAUGAGGGCCCCGCCCACUCUGAGGACAGAGACCCGGAUGUAGGCCCCAGGUAUGACCAGGAUGGAGGCCACGCCCACCCUGAGGCCAGUUUCCCGGAUGUCCAUGACCUGGAUGUGGGCAAGGCCUACCGCCUGGUGCACGGCCCUGGCGCGUCGUCAUCGUCGCCAACGUCACUUCCAGGUGUGGUGGCCCGGCUGUGGGCGCGGCCAGCCUGGCUGCUGCAGCCCGAGCUGACGCUGCGCUGGGCUGGGCUGCGUGGGCCACGCAUGCGUCUGACGUGGACGGCGUGCGUGCGUGGCCCCGAGGACCCGGAGGACGCACCCUGGGUGACCCUCGACCCCCGUGAUGACCCUGAUGACGUGCACGUGGUGACCCCGGGGCAGACGCUGCGGCUGCGCUGUGCGGCGCAGGGCUCGGAAACACCACGCAUGGCCUGGACGCGGCCCGACGGCUCCAUCCUCCGGGGCGAUGAGGAUGGCGGCCAUGAUGGGGGGACAACACUGGAGAUCCACAGGAUGCGCCAGGCCGACGCUGGCUGGUACCGCUGCGAGGCCCGCGUGGGGCGCCGCGGGGAAACCAAGGCACGGCGCGUGGCCUAUGGCGGGGACGGAGCCACGGGGUCCGGGGCCUACGCGGAGGAGGAAGCCAUGGAAUCCGAGGCCUAUGGUGUGAAUGAAGCCACAGGAUCUGAGGCCUACACUGAGGAGAAAGCCAAAGGAUCCAGUGCCUAUGGCUCAGAUGAAGCCAUGAAAUCCGAGGCCUACACUGAGGAAAAAGCCACGAAAUCUGAGACCUAUGGUGAAGAAAAAGCCUACGCUGUGAAUGAAGCCAUAGAAUCCGAGGCCUAUGGUGCAAAUAAAGCCAUAGAAUCCGAGGCCUUCGCUGAGGAAAAAGCCAUAGGAUCUGAGGCCGACACUGAGGAGAAAGCCACAAGCCCCGCAGCCUACACCCUGUCUGAAGCCACGGACCCCGCGGCCUACAUCAGCUUUGAAGCCACAGCCCCCACGGCCUCCGCCCCUUCUGAAGCCACAGCCCCUGCGGCCUACACCCCGUCUGCAGCCCCGGGCCCUGCGGCCUACGGUGGCUUUGAGUCCGCCAUGGCGGGCCGGGCACAGCGCGUGUUCGUGGUGGCGUCUCGGGCGCCAGCGGCCACGGAUCUGGAACUGCCUGCGGGCGUCGCGCUGCGGCUGGGCUGUCGGGCGGAGGCGGAGCCGGCGGCGCGCGUGGGCUGGCUUCUGCCGGGCGGGCGCUGGGCCUGGGCGGGGACGGAGCUGGGGACGGACGGGGUCGGGGUUGGGGCGGACGGGACGCUGACGCUUCCCACGCUGGGCCCACGGCACGCCGGGCGCUAUGUGUGCGUGGCCGCCAACGCGCUGGGGCUGGCGCGCUGGGACGCCGACGUCAGCGUGGGUGGGGCGGCGGGGGGCAAGAUGGCGGGAGACAAGAUGGCGGAAUCAAAGAUGGAAGAAUCCAAGAUGGCGGAAAGCAAGAUGGCCAAAAACAAGAUGGCAGAAUCAAAGACGAAAGGCAACAAGAUGGUGGAAAACAAGAUGGAGGGAAUUAAGAUGGUGGAUUCCAAGAUGGUGGACACCAAGAUGGUGGAAUCCAAAAUGGAGGGAAGCAAGAUGGCCGAAAACAUGACGGAAUCUAACAUGCCCGACGCCAACAUGGCGGAUUCCAAGAUGGCCAAAAACAAGAUGGUGGACACCAAGAUGGAGGGAACCAAGAUGGCGGAAUCCAAGAUGGAAGGAAACAAAAUGGCGGAAGCCAAGAUUGCAGAAUCCAAGAUGGAGGGAACUAAGAUGGCGGAAGCCAAGAUGGACGAAACGAAGAUGGCAGAUGCCAAGAUGGCGGAAUCAAACAUGGGGAGAAACAAGAUGGAGGAAUCCAAGAUGGAGGGAACCAAGAUGGCCGAAAACAUGGUGGAAUCCAACAUGGCCGACACCAACAUGGCGGAUUCCAAGAUGGUGGACGCCAAGAUGGCGGAAUCCAAAAUGGAGGGAAACAAGAUCAGGGAAAGCAACAUGGCAGAAUCCAAGAUGGAAGGAAUCAAGAUGGCGGAAAACAAGAUGGAAGGAAUAAAGAUGGCCGAAAACAAGGUGGUGGAAUCAAAGAUGGAGGGAACCAACAUGGCGGAAUCCAAGAUGGAGGAAUCCAAGAUGGAGGGAAUUAAGAUGGCAGAUUCCAAGAUGGUGGAGGCCAAGAUGGCUGAUUCAAAAAUGGCGGAUUCCAAGAUGGCGGGUGCCGCUGCGGAAGCGGCUGCAGGGGCGACGCGCGGUGCUGACGUCAUUGUUGGUGUGCCAAGCUUGGGCCCGGGCACCGGGGAAGCAUGGCUGUGGCGUCGGCGUCCUGCGGGCGGCCCCGGGCGCGGGCAGCAGCGGCGUCCGCCGCCUCCUCAUCUCCCUCCCAUCCCGCGUGCUGCCCCCGCCGGCCGCGGGUUCGAGCCCGCCUUGCCACGCCGCCCGCGCCCACCAGUGGCUGCCGAGCACAUCCAGCCCGAGCACUGGGCGCGCAUCCUGGCGCAUGUUCGCGGCCGCGCCACAGGCGACUUCCGGGCCCCGCCCGCCCUGCUUCCGGUCUCCACGGAGACCUCCCCGCUUCCGGCGUCCACACUUCCGGUUUCGACACAAAUAUCCCCACUUCCGGUCUCUGUGUCUUCCGCCGACCCACUUCUGGUCUCCACUCGGACCUCACCACUUCCGGUCUCCACUCAGACCACCCCACUUCUGGUCUCCACACUGCCGGUUUCCACUCGAACAUCACCACUUCCUGUCUUCACUACUUCCGCCUACCCACUUCCGCUCUCCCCACGGACCUCCCCACUUCCAGUCUCCACUCGGACCCCCGCACUUCCUGCUUCCACACUUCCAGUUUCCACUCGAAAAUUCCUACUUCCGGUCUCCACUGGGACCACCCCACUUCCGGCUUCCACACUUCCGGUUUUGUCUCGAACAUCCCCACUUCUGGGCUCCACUCGCAGAUCUACACUUCCGGUCUCCACGCGGAGAUCCCCACUUCCGGUCUCCAUUCGGACCACCCCACUUCCUGUUUCCCCACUUCCGGUUUCCACUCAGAAAUCCCCACUUCCGGCCUCCACUACUUCGGCCUACCCACUUCCGUUUUCGACUGAGAGAUCCCCACUUCCGACUUCCACACCUCCGGUUUCCCCACAGACCUCCCCACUUCCGGUCUCCAGUCAGACCACCCCACUUCCGGUUACCACUCGGAGAUCCCCACUUCUGACUUCCACACUUCCGGUCUCCCCAUGGACCUCUCCACUUCCGGUUUCGACACGGACAUCCCCACUUCCGGCCUCCACCCCUCGAGCAUCCACUGCUCCGACCUCUGCACUUCCGUCCUCCUCACUUCCGGCCUCCUUACUUCCGGCUCCCAGGAGGCCUGGCGGCGGCCGCAGGCAGGGGCGACAGCACAAAGCUCACCGCGCCCGGCCGGGCCCCACGGUGAACCCCCGUGACCCCGUGGUCACGACCCUGCAUGGCCGUGCCCCGGAUGUCCUCCCUUCCCAUCCUGCGGCUUCCCCCGAUGGUGACCCGGGGACCUUUGACCCGCGACCCCCGGCCCCGCCCGCCGUGACCCCGCCCCGUGGCGUCUGGAACGAGCUGGACACGGGCGUGGAGCUGACCCCGGCGGCGCCCGACACGCGUGGAACGGACACGAGUGGAUCUGACUCUGGCACGAUGGACACGCUUGGAAAUGUCACGCGUGGAUCUGAAACUCACACGAUGGUCACACGUGUAAAUAUCACUCGUGAAAGGGACACGAUCACAUCCCUUCCACACUCACCUGAUACACAUGAAGCGCGCAUGCGUGGCUCUGACACACGUGGAAAUGUCAUGCACGCCUCCCCCGCUCCCCCCGUGCUGCGCGAGGCGCCCACGGAGUUCGUGUCGGCCCACGCGGGCCUCACCCUGCACCUGCCCUGCACAGCCCAGGCCUGGCCCCCUGUGGCCCUGCACUGGCGUCUGCCUGACGGGACCCACGCGAGACCCGUGCAUGCGCACACGCACCCUCGACUCAGUGACGUCUACGUCCUCCCCAAUGGCACGCUGGUGCUGCGCCGCCUGCAGGCCCCGCGCCAUGCCGGUGAGUACGAGUGCGUGGCCGCCAACGCGCUGAGCAGCGCGAGACGCACUGUGCACGUCGAAGUCACGCCCGCGCCCGCGCGUCUCCCCCCCAGCGUCCGACCCCGAGGCCCGCUCGCCACGCGCGUGCCCCACGGCGCUGACCUCACGCUGCACUGCCACGCGCGCGGGGAUCCCGCCCCACGCGUGUUCUGGAGGCUGCCAGACGGGCACCUGGUGGAUGCUGGGAGCAGCUCUGACAUCCGGGUCCGCGCCUUUUCCAACGGCACGCUCUCCGUGCGUCCGGUGACGUCACGUGAUGCGGGGGAGUACGUGUGCGUGGCGCGCAACGCGGCGGGCGACGCGCAUGCACGGCUGCGCGUGGAGUUGAUGGCUGGGCCAGGUGCCUCCUAUCUGCAACCCGGGCUUCCCGUGACCCCCGUGACCCCCGUGACCCAGGACGCCGACCCCAGGGAGGACUGCACUGCCUACCACCGCCUCCAGGUCCCAUCCGGUGUCCUGGGAGACCCGGAUGUUCGGGUCGCGAGGCCUGAUGGGAGUGUGGGGAACUGGGACCUGGGGCCUGGGUUAGACCUCGGAUGUGUGACCACAGCUGGGGGGGCGGGGCCUGGGGCGGGUUCUUCCUCUUCCUCUCAGUCACUUCCCUCUCCGUCCCCUACGGCGCCCCAGUGA